Balaenoptera ricei (Rice's whale) is the source of this 4339-nucleotide messenger RNA. RefSeq names its product zinc finger protein 664-like. Gene Ontology annotation, cellular component: nucleus. Gene Ontology annotation, biological process: regulation of transcription by RNA polymerase II. Lineage: Eukaryota; Metazoa; Chordata; Mammalia; Artiodactyla; Balaenopteridae. Gene Ontology annotation, molecular function: DNA-binding transcription factor activity, RNA polymerase II-specific; RNA polymerase II transcription regulatory region sequence-specific DNA binding. The coding region runs from base 554 to 1828 and encodes 424 amino acids. The record is from RefSeq and is a predicted model, not a curated record. The transcript has 7 exons.
UUAGUCGGAUGGGGGCAGAAGAAUAGGGAGGACCCUUUGCUCUCGCUGAGCAUUGUGGGGCCCCCUAGUCUCUCCCGGCUCUCUCGGAUCCGAAGGGUCUGGGUCCCAGAGCAGCCAUCUCAGCGUGGGUUGGUGGCGUGGAGGAGACCGCUCCGGUUUCCAUGGUGAUGGGCCAGGCUAGGCGCGCGUGAUUGCUGCGGCUGCGUUGCCAUGCCUUUCCCGUUUCUUUUUGAGAGACUGAAGCAGUGGGUUGACGUUUGAGGGGAAUUUGGUGACGCUGCAGAGGGAGGGAAGACUCCCCUUUUCAACCUCCUGAGAAAAACCAGCCACGGUACCAGAAAUGCACUACGCAUGCGCAUUCGGGUGGCCGGAAGCGCAGCUGCCCCGAGUCCUCCAGUGAAUGGAAACCCCGGUGAACCGGCAGUAUACCUGGGCCGAAAGCCCCCUUUGUCUCCUCACCACUUGGAGCUGACCGACAGCAGCCCCACCUCACCCUCAGCAUCCAGAACCAAGGACUGGGUCUGGGACAGACCACACCCAAUGAAGGCGGGAGAUGGAGAAGCGGGUCCUGGAGACCCCCCCAGACUUUCUGGGGUUCAGUCUAUCUCAACUGAGGAUACACCCUGAGGAGCCUGAGGUCCCAGAAGAAGAGGCGCCCGGAGGAGACGAGGCGGAGGCUCCGGCCCUGGUGCAGCUCAUCGACGAGCACGGGACGUACUCGACUGCGCGCCUGGUUCCCGACGGUUCGGCGGAGGAGCGCUCCGGUAAGCGGGAGCCAGGCUCGCUUCGCAGCGGCUCCGAGGGCCGGGAGGGGCUGGCGCGGCCCAGGCAGUCCAGCUGCGCGGCCUGCGGGAGGGCCUUCAAGCGCGCGUGGGAGCUGCUGAGCCACGAGGUGGUGCCCACGGCGGCGCGGCCCUUUCGCUGCGGCCUGUGUGCGGCCGCCUUCAAACGCCGCUCGGACUGCAAGAGCCACCGGCUGGUGCACGGCGACGAGCGGCCGCAAGGUUGCGAUGCCUGCGGCAAGCGCUUCAAGCGAGCCACCAACCUGCAGGAGCACCGCCGCCUCCACAGGGGCGAGCGCCCCUUCCCCUGCGCGUCCUGCCCGAAGCGCUCCGAGACCCCCUACGAGCUGCACCGCCGCGAGCCGCUGCACGCCCCUUCGCGGCCCUUCCCCUGCCGGGGCUGCGGCAAGGCCUUCGCGGCCGGGCCGGCCCUGCUUCUGCACCGGCGGCAGCACUGCGAGGGCAAGCCGCACGCCUGCAGGGUGUGCAGCAAGCGCUUCACCCACCGCCACAGGCUGCGGGUGCACGAGCGCGUGCAUACGGGCGAUCGGCCCUUCCUCUGCCCGCUGUGCGCCAAGGCCUUCAAGCAGUCCGACCCGCUGGCCUCUCACCUCCGCGUGCAUUCGGGCGUGCGGCUCUACCCGUGCGCCACGUGCGGCAAGGCUUUCAAGCAAUCGUCCUACCUGGCCAUCCACCGGCGCACGCACACGGGCGAGCGGCCCUACCCCUGCGACGGUUGCAGCAAAGCCUUCUCCAGGCCCUCGCUGCUCCUGCAGCAUCGCCGCGUGCACAGCCCCGUGCGCCCUCACGCCUGCUGCUUCUGCCCUAAGCACUUCAAGGACCUGAACUACCGCGCCGUCCACGAGAAGGUGCACACGGGAGGGCUUCGCGCAUCCCAGCAACCUGCUGCAGCAUCAGAGGGUGCAUCGGGAUGGAGCACAGGCUCCAGGUGCGCAGGCUCAGUAGUUGUGGCUCACGGGCCUAGUUGCUCCGCGGCAUGUGGGAUCUUCCCAGACCAGGGCUCGAACCCGUGUCCCCUGCAUUAGCAGGCAGAUUCUCAACCACUGCGCCACCAGGGAAACCCAGGAGACUUUCUUGAAUGUGAGCACUUCUGGAUCCUCCUCCACCACCUGUACGUAGACCUUUGGUACUAAGACCUUGCUGGUGACUUUUGUCAAAUUUAAAGAAGUUCACGGAUGGAUGGAUAACUCUUCACUGUGGACACCCUGGGUUAUGUCCUUGCAGGCAUAGCACAGCAAAACCAUCGGUGCUGAGAUCUUCUAGUUGGUGGUGUAUGGCAUUUUAGGAACAAUCGUUUUGCCGGACAUUGGCGUGACCUGCACUUCAGAUCCCCUGAUCACGCCUCCAGGGAUUCCCCCUCUGACUUCAAGAUGGACGGAGCUCAGAGAGGUGAAGACACUUGUCCAAAGCCACACAGGUUGUAUGCGACAGUGCCAGUUUCUGCCUCAGUCCUAAAGGAGAGAAAUCACUAAAUGCUCCAAAUUUCACUGCUAUUGAGUACAAUUUAAUUUAGUCCUUUCUCCAUUUUGCCAAUAAGAUUGAGCUGCACUGGUCUGCUGUUUUCUUAUUACUGUAUAAUGUAAAUGAAUGACAUUCCCGAGCUCAGGCUUAAAAAACGCAAGUCUUCUUAUGUCACAAGAUGAAUCUGAGACGGCAAUAAAGAGUCUGCAUUGAGGUGGCCACUUGCAGCAUCAUUGCCAACACCACUGUCACCACCACCUCCAUCACCAUCAUCACCACGGUCAUCAACGUCAUCAUCACAUCCCCUUCUCUGUCACCAUCAGCAUCACAUCGUGAUCAUCACUGUCACCAAAGUCACCACCUUCAUUCACUAUCAUCAUCGCCAUCCCCACUACGGCCAUCGCCAACGUCACCACUAUCACCACCACCGUCACCGCCACAAAAAUCACCCCCACUCGAAAGCAGGUAUCAGCGGCCCACUCUUUUUGUCUCCUAGCUACAGCCUUGGCCCAGCAAGCCUGCGUCCUCCAUCCCUCUCUCCACCCUGAGCCACAGGGGAUGUGACUAUGACCCCGAGGGUAGUGCUGUCUUGCUUGGGAACCAAGAGGAUUCUGGGUUUGAUUCUCUGACUUUUCUUUAAGUGGCCUCAGUUCUAUUCUGAGCUUGUUGCCACAAGGUUGACCAUCCAUAGAUGGUAAGCCCAGCCCCUGGACCAGGGGAGGCUCUGCUCAGUGUAGCUCUAGGACCCUUGAGGUGGCUGAGACUCGGUGUGGGGGGGUUUAAGGCUGAAUGCCUCCUGCUAUAGGGGCUUGAGACCACUUUGGGGAGGGGAGACCUGAGGGUCUGGGUUCUCUGUGCUCAUUGUCCUGUCUUAGGAGAGAAAGAAGAGGAAGUCCCUCUGGGAUGGCAAAUAGGGCUGGUGGUCAUGACUCUGCCCCCCGCCAAGAUGAGACUUCCCAGGUCUCAAAGGAGAAAGUGAGAAUGACAGCCUAACUUUCAGAAGUCACAUCCUAGGGAGUUGCCAUUUCCAUCGCCUUCCUGAAAUACCCGUUUUUAAAUUUCUUGUUCACUAUUAUAUCCCCAGAGCCUAGUACCCUGUAUGGCACAUAGUAAGUACUCAAUAAAUGUUUGUCAAAUCAAUGGGAAAAGAGAUGGAGAGUCCCCCUCCCCUGCAACUGUUAGGGAAGAGAUGGGAUUCUGCAUCAUAGCGUUAAUUCAAAGGAUCUGAUUUGAUACGGUGUGAAGGGGAGAACUUUUACAAAAUUAUUAACUUUGUACUGUGCACUAAAGAGACUGUGAAAAUUAAUAAUUCAUUCCAACAUCUCCUGUUCCUUAUGAAUAUUUCUCAGAAGUGAUUUCCACAAAAAUGUUUUCUAGGAUGCCCAAAACUGUAGGAGUUGUGGUCAGGUCCAGUGACUGUUCCCUCCAGAAGGCUUUCACCCUGCUGGGUUGUCUUGAUCAUUUGCUGCCCUGCUUUUAACAUCCUGCCUGUAAACUGAAUAAAUACAGGUAAGCUUUCUCAUCAGAUCACAAGAUCGAUAGCCCUUUCCCUCACGAUGGGAAAUUAAAUCCCAUGACUCUGAUGGAUUAAUUAUUUUACAAACAAAACUAGUGAGCCCGCAAGAGGGAAGAGAUAUGAGAACAUACAUAUAUGUAUAACUGAUUCACUUUGUUAUAAAGCAGAAACUAACAUACCAUUGUAAAGCAAUUAUACUCCAAUAAACAUGUUAAAAAAAAAAAAAAAAACAACUAGUGAGCCCACGUUUGCACUAAAUUAGCAAACGGUGCCAGGCCCACUGAUGACUGAACUUCCGGGAUGGCUUAGAGUGGAAGGUGGCGACCCCUGCUCGCAGUCCCGACACACACAGGCGAGAGUCACCUCCAAUUUUGUCCAGUUUUUUAAGUACAAUUUUGAAGACUGUUUUGUGUUGUUAAAGCAUUCUUAUAAAGUCUGUGUGUUGAACUGCAUCUGUGAGAACAGAAUGAGUUCCAGGUCCCUUAUUUUUCUUUAAUACUUUCUUUCUGUUGUCACUAUUUAUAUUCUUUAUAUGUCUUGAUUAAAGCUAAUUAAUCAA